Onychostoma macrolepis is the source of this 2487-nucleotide messenger RNA. RefSeq names its product SLAM family member 9-like. The coding region runs from base 235 to 888 and encodes 217 amino acids. The record is from RefSeq and is a predicted model, not a curated record. NCBI's taxonomy places the organism in Eukaryota, Metazoa, Chordata, Actinopteri, Cypriniformes, Cyprinidae. The transcript has 3 exons.
CCCACAGACCCAGCUAACUAAAAAUAACACUUCAGAAAAUAUGAAUCCCAGGCUACUUUUGUGUCUGUGCUGCUGUUCUUCAUGAUCUAUUGAAGAAAAUCAACAAACUUAUUUAAAACCUUUAAUCUCAAUCUGUGUCUCUGUUCAUCAUGUGUGUUUGCAGAUGCAGAUGCAGUGGAGUCAGUGUCAGUGCUGGAGGGAGCUUCAGUCGCUCUAAACUCUGGUUUUACUGAAAUGAUGGAUGAUGAUCUGAUUCUGUGGAGGUUUGGAGCUGAAAACACUUCAAUAGCUCAAAUCAAUGUAAUGGCCGGCAGCAUCACUGUAUAUGAUGAUGUUCUUGAUGAGAGAUUCAGAGACAGACUGAAGCUGGACGAUCAAACUGGAUCUCUGAUCAUCACAAACACCAGAACUGAACACACUGGACUCUAUAAACUACAGACAAACAGCGUGAGCAAGAGCUUCAGUCUCACUGUCUAUGCUCGUCUGCCUGUUCCUGUCAUCAGCAGAGACUGUUCUUCAUCAUCAUCUUCAUAUUUUUCAUUGUUGUGUUCAGCAGUGAAUGUAAGUCAUGUGACUCUCUCCUGGUACAAAGGAAACAGUUUAUUGUCCAGCAUCAGUGUGUCUGAUCUCAGCAUCAGUCUCUCUCUACCUCUGGAGGUGGAAUAUCAGGAUAACAACACCUACAGCUGUGUGCUCAACAAUCCCAUCAGCAACCAGACGAGACAUCUGGACAUCAGUCAACUCUGUCACACAUGUGCAGAAGUUCACAUCAGUUGUUGUGCUACUGUUGAAGCUGUGAUCCGAUUGGUCGUCACUGCUCUGAUGGGCGUGGCUGCUGCAGCUGCUGCUGUUCUUCUGGUCAAUGAUGUCAGAUCUACAAGAGCUUAAAAGAAAACAGAACAGAUAUCAAAAAUAUUGACAUAUUGGAGUUUUAAUAGUAAAAAUUAAAAUAUGUGUGGUCUAAUUGUUUAGUGAUGGCAAAACGAAGCUUUGCCCUCCAUCUAGUGGCCAAAAUGAUGAAUAUUCUUUUAAUAUUUAAUUUUUUAAUGCCAUCCAUUUUACACUUCUUUGUUUUCAUUUUUCCCCUGCUAUUUUCAUUUUGUUUCAUUACUAUAUGCAGCAACCCCACAAAUUGAAAACUGAAUAUUACAUACUGAAAAGAUGAACGAUCUAUGAAUCAUAUAUUAAAGGGGUGUCAUAAUAAAGAUAUAAAACAGCAUUAAACAGCAUAUUUAAAAAACACAUAGACAAUGUAAAUGGAAAUAUUUUAUAUACCUGUAAAUUCUGAAGAUUUUGGAAAGAUUAGUUUGGAAAGAUUUUGAAAUCUAAAUUAAGUAAAUUUUAAAUAUAUGUGUCAUCCGAAUAUUUAUUUAAUUUUAUAUUUAUUUAUGUUUGCACAAAGAAACAAUAAGGUUCAAAGUCACUUUCCACAACCGUAUCCUGCUCUGUUGAGCUGUGGUGGAACAAGGAUCCUUCAUCUUAUUAUAACUCAAGUGCUUGUGAUGCUCAUCUGCUGAUCUGAAUAAAAACAUCAUACAUUUUCCUAAAUGAGUCAUGGAUAGUUGAGCGCAUAUGUCAUAUAUGUGUACAUUCAUACAAAUAAGUAUUUCACAGAUUGAUGAAUAUCACCCCUUCAAAGGGGUGGGAAAAUUAGUUGAUCAAUGGAUUGAAAGUUUCUCCAAUUGACUGUUUGUCCACCAGGAGGCACUCAGACUUUUGUCUCAUUGGACACGUGAUUUAAAUGCUCAGAUUCAGCAAGAUAUAAAGACUACAAUAAAAUGCCAGAGAUCUCAUUAUUAACUCAAACAUUUCUCAUCAAAACCAAAUUUCACAGGCUGCUGGUCUCAUAAACAUUUACUGUUUGACUUCUUGUAGCAACAUUGGGGAAAAAAAUAAAUGCAGUUCACUGAAUGUAAUGUGAGCAGCUCAGUUUGAGUCGAGUUAAACCUGCUGUGGUCUGAUGUAUCUUCAUCUAAUGUGGUCUGAUCUGUUGGUGGACGAACAGCUCCUGCAUCAGUGUGUCUAUUAUGAGAUGAACGCAGUCAGUGUAUCUGUCAGUAGUUUGUGGCUGAAGCAUUUCUUUAUUUUCUCUCCUGUUAAUAUGAACCAAACAUUCUGACUUCUGUUCCAUAUAAAACAUAUUUACAGUUAAAUAAAAUUAAUCCAACAGUCAAUUAAGAGUCAGAAGUCAAACAAGACAUCAUGAAUAAUUAAUAAACUACACAGAUUGACAUCUGAUUGUCUCACAACCCAGCUAACAAAUUUAUGUUCUGAGAACGUUUUUGUAACGUUCUGUUUUGGUUGUGGGAACGUUAUUUGGAAUGUUCCAAAAAUGUGGAAAUGUCCAGUUUGCGUUACGUUGCUAGAACGUUAUUUGAUGGUUAGCAUAACGUUCCUACAACGUUCUUGCAACCUACAUUUCACUAAAAAUAUAACGUUCUAUGAACGUUUAUUUGGAACAUUCCAAGAACGUUAAAAUGUCCAGUU